AUGCGGCAGAUUCAAAAGACCCAAUCCCGAGCUAACCAUGUCAAAGGCACGACUUUGAACCAACAGCAGCCACAGCAGCAGCAGCAGCAGCAGCGAUCCCAGCAUGGCAACGUAAACACAAAUCUCACGAAAAGCUUCGACGAAAGUUACGACGAGCAGAUCGCUGAACAACAGCGAGAACAAAAACAAACCGAGAAACCAACAACCCAAAAACAACAGCUAUCUAUUGUACAUUAUGUGCUGGCAAUGCCAUUAGCAGCAGUAUAUAUUGUUGCGCGUGCUUUACUAGAUUGCAUUCGCGGCUCAGUCUUUUGGACGCUUUGGUUUAUUGAAAAAUCAGCACCUAUGAUUGACGCCUGGCUUUUUGACAAAGUGACAGUCUGGCUACCAGCAAAAUACGCACAGUGCGAGCAAUGGUGGACGACACGCGGCGUGCAUGUCUGUUAUGAGACUCAACAGUAUGCAUUGUACACAGCCAUACCCGCGACCAUCCAUUGCAUCGACCAUUUGUUUAUCGGGAUAGUCCACUUUUAUCGAUGGACCCACAAGAUUUCGAUCCAAUUCGGUGAUGCUUGGCAACGUUUUGCUAAGCAACAUGACUGGAAACAGUUGGCUUCGGAUAUGGCAAAUGUCUGGACCGCGGUUGUCUGGAAACCCACAGUAUGGACAGUUUAUCGGUUCUACCGACUGGGUGUCUUGCUCUACUAUGGCAGUCAACAAGUGCUGCGAUCCAUUAAAAACGAUCUCACUUGGCUCGCAACCAUAGCCCUUCCAACAAUAUGGAGUUUCAUCAAGGCGACGCGGAUGUACGACUGGGUGAGCCGCAGUGCAUCAUGGACCAGCAUGCAGAUGAAAUGGGUAGUGGCUAGAGCCCUGGAACAGGUUGCCUUACCCUUAUUACGAAACGCGCGAUGCGGGAUCAUUACGACUGUUGAUUUUAUUGCUUCAGUAAUUGAGUCGCAUGGCUUUCAAACGCGGUUACAAAAAAUGAGAACCGUAUUUUUUUCGAACGUCGUCUGGCUGAUCGAAGAACAAGCAGGUUUCUUCACCAACAACGUCGAGCUCUUGAUGCCGUGCAUCGCCUACUUUACGAACGAGAUCAUGCCAUCAUUGGCAAAGGCAUACAAACGUCUAACAACAAUGUUAUGGGCAUUUUACAUACGGCAAAUACGCCCUGCCUUGAUCAGCGCUUACUUUUUUGUCCAACCAACUAUCAUUGCGUAUUACAGGUUCGUAUCCGACACUGUAUCCGACCCUAUUAUCGCCGUGUGGAUGUUUGCACAAUCUGUUUCGUCGAGAAUAUGGGUUGCCGUCCAGCUUCAUGGUCACCAUACUCUCGCAGCAUCCAUUCGCAGCAUCCAGCAAUCUGCGAAUCACACAUGGCUGCUGAGUAAGCAACUUUACGUUUACUUGACACUGUGGAUCGAAAAACAUGCACCGUAUAUUCUCGACGUGUUUAGCAAAGCAUGGGAACUUGCUGUUUCGAAUGGCUGGGCACUCGUGCAACUCGAUACAACCGAAAUGAAGGAUUGGGUAGUCAAAGUAUCCGCGAUGACCUUUGAGUCGCUUGAAAGAACUCUUUCUGAAUGGAUCAAAGAGCAAUCACAGACCAGCUACACCGCUACCAACAAAGAGAAAGCAAACUAG
Messenger RNA from Zychaea mexicana, 1647 nucleotides. RefSeq lists its product as uncharacterized. The coding region runs from base 1 to 1647 and encodes 548 amino acids. The transcript has a single exon. NCBI's taxonomy places the organism in Eukaryota, Fungi, Mucoromycota, Mucoromycetes, Mucorales, Lichtheimiaceae. The record is from RefSeq and is a predicted model, not a curated record.